Molecule: messenger RNA, 1640 nt
Organism: Hibiscus syriacus
Lineage: Eukaryota; Viridiplantae; Streptophyta; Magnoliopsida; Malvales; Malvaceae
Product: histone-lysine N-methyltransferase SUVR4-like
Exons: 8
Coding region: 159-1595 (478 amino acids)
Cellular component (GO): nucleus
Molecular function (GO): histone methyltransferase activity; protein binding; zinc ion binding
Source: RefSeq, a predicted model, not a curated record
AGUGACGCUUCGUUUUCCUCUUCUCCUCCGUUUCUUCCUGUUUUCCUCUAUUUAUCCUUAAUCUUGCAACCUCAACUGCUGAAGGUUAUAUAAUAUGAGAUAAGAGAAGAAGAAAAGUGGUGAUCGCUGAGUCGAAAAUUUUCCUCUAAUCUUUGGUGAUGGUUAAAAUUGAAAGAGUUCGCAAGGCCUUUAAUGCUACAAGAGCUUUAAGCCUUCCUGACGAAGAGGUGAAAUUGGUGCUUAAACGGCUCCUGAAAUUGUUUGAUUACAACUGGGAACCAAUCGAGGCAGAAGACUACCGGGCACUUAUCGAAGCAUAUUUUGAGCUCAAGGAAGAUAAAGCUAAAGAUGACGGGGAAAAUGCCGUUGUGGAGCAUGAUGAAUCUAGCAGAUUGCCUAAACAGUUACCCUUGCAAGAUCCGGAAGAUCAAGCUUCAUCUACAAAGAGAAGCCCGAGCCAAGUUUUAUCUCCUAAAGAGAAUAAAAAACCUAUUUCAAGCCUUCAACAAGGGGUUACCCUUAUGAACAAUAAAGAUUCAAGUUCUUCUGGUUGUUCGAAUUCCUGUAAAAAAAUUCAGCAGCAACCUGUUACUUGUGAUAAGAAAAGUUCCUUUCAAAUCAUUUCAGACAUAACUAAGGGCACAGAAAAUGUGAAAAUUUCAUUGGUAGAUGCAACUGGCAAGAACAAACUGCCAAAGUUUACAUACAUGCGAGAUAACGUAAUAUAUCAAGAUGCUUAUGUGCAUAUCUCAUUGGCUCGGGUUGCAGAUGAGGAUUGCUGUUCGAGAUGUUCAGGAGACUGUCUUUCAGUACCGAUACCAUGUGCUUGUGCUCAGGAAACUAGUGGGGAGUUUGCUUACACAGCAGAGGGUCAACUAAGAGAAGAAUUUCUAAAUGCUUGUAUGUCCAUGAAACUGAAGCCUCAGGAGCACCACUUUGUUUAUUGUCUGGAUUGUCCUUUAGAGAGAUCGAAGAAUGACUAUAAGCCUGAAAAAUGCAAGGGUCACUUGGUCAGAAAAUUCAUUAAAGAAUGCUGGAGAAAAUGUGGAUGUAAGAUGCAGUGCGGAAAUCGGGUUGUACAGAGAGGUAUUACAUGCAAGUUGCAGGUGUUCUGGACUCGCGAAGGAAAAGGUUGGGGUGUUAAGACACUCCGGGACUUGCCAAAAGGAACCUUUGUUUGUGAAUAUGUUGGGGAGAUCGUGACCAACACCGAGUUGUACGAACGGAACUCAAAAGGUAGUGGCGAUGAGAGACAUACAUAUCCUGUUACACUCGAUGCAGACUGGGGAUCAGAGAAAAUUUUAAAGGAUGAAGAAGCACUUUGUCUGGAUGCAACCUUAUGCGGUAACGUUGCCAGGUUUAUUAAUCAUAGAUGCUUUGAUGCAAACUUGAUCGACAUUCCAGUUGAAGUGGAGACCCCUGAUCGCCAUUAUUAUCAUCUUGCCCUUUUUACUACUAGAGAGGUGAAAGCUUCAGAAGAGCUAACUUGGGAUUACGGUAUAGACUUUAAUGAUCAUGAGCACCCAAUUAAGGCAUUCAAAUGUAGCUGUGGAAGUAAGUUUUGCCGGGACCGAAACGUUCGGGUUAGACUGUAAAUUUUCUGUCCAUCAAAUCAUACUCAUGGAUUUUACCCUACAUUU